Molecule: messenger RNA, 1471 nt
Organism: Didymella exigua CBS 183.55
Lineage: Eukaryota; Fungi; Ascomycota; Dothideomycetes; Pleosporales; Didymellaceae
Product: glycoside hydrolase family 7 protein
Exons: 2
Coding region: 63-1301 (412 amino acids)
Biological process (GO): carbohydrate metabolic process
Molecular function (GO): hydrolase activity, hydrolyzing O-glycosyl compounds
Source: RefSeq, a predicted model, not a curated record
GAAGACUUUUCUUGGCCUACUGUUGUAUUAUCUCACAAUCCCUUGUGACAAGCUUAUUCACCAUGGUUCACUACAGCAUCAUCGCGUCUGCUCUCUUGGCUGUGGCCUCCGCACAAUCCCUUGGCAACGGCCAGGAGACGCACCCCAAGCUCACCACCUAUGAGUGCACCAAGAAGGGCGGCUGCAAGGCCCAAGACAGCUACGUUGUUCUCGAUGCCGCCAGCCACUCUAUUCACCAGAAGAAUGACACCACCAAGGGUUGCGGCAACUCGGGUAGUGCACCAGACCCUGCUGUGUGCCCUGACGAGGAGACUUGUGCAAAAAACUGCGUUCUUGAUCAGAUCAGCAAUUAUACUGACUAUGGGAUCUUCACCACCGGUGCAAGCCUGCGCAUGGACUUUUACGGCAAGGACAAGAAGGUGCAGAGCCCCAGGGCGUACCUCCUCAGCAAGGGCAAGAAGAAUUACGAGAUGCUGAAGUUGACUGGCAAGGAGUUCACAUUCGACGUCGAUGUGUCGAAGCUGCCUUGCGGUAUGAACGGCGCUCUGUACCUCUCUGAGAUGAGGGCUGAUGGUGGACGUUCGAAACUGAACCCUGGAGGUGCCAGCGUUGGUACUGGAUACUGCGAUGCCCAGUGCUUCGUUACUCCUUGGGUCAACGGUGUUGGUAACAUUGAUGGCUCUGGUGUCUGCUGUAAUGAGAUGGACAUCUGGGAGGCGAACAGCCGAUCCGCUCAGAUUGCGCCCCACACCUGCAGCAAGCCCAGCCUUUUCAAGUGCCAGGGUGCUGAGUGCGGUGCCACUGGUCUUUGCGACAAGAACGGUUGCAGCAAGAACUCGUACCGCAACGGCGCAAAGGACUUCUAUGGUCUUGGCCUGAAGAUCGACACCAAGAAGCCCUUCACCGUCGUCACCCAGUUCCCCGCCAAGAAUGGCGUCCUGCAGUCGAUUGAGCGCAAGUACGUCCAGAAUGGCAUUGUCUUCGAGGAUCAGCCCAAGAACAUCACCCUGAACGACGAGACCUGCACUGCCAGUGGCGCUGAUAUGUUCAUGAAGUUGGGAGCCAUGAAGGGCAUGGGCGAUGCGCUUAGCCGUGGUAUGGUGCUGGCAAUGAGUGUCUGGUGGGACGAGAGCGGCUUCAUGCAUUGGCUCGACAACGGAGACGCUGGUCCUUGCGAUGCCACUGAGGGCGACCCCAAGAACAUUGUCAAGGUGCAGCCUGCACCCUCCGCGACUUUCUCCAGCAUCAAGUGGGGUGAAAUUGGUUCUACCUUCACGGGCAAGAACAUAUGGACUGCAUAGACAGAUAGCUGUUUGUAGACUGAUAGAUCUCGCAACGAAAUGCACGCCGCAUGUUUGCAAGUUUUGUACCGGUUUACUAAGCCUGCAAUUCUAGGACGUGGCUGAUGCGCUAGAGGUCUCGUAGCGAUAAAUUGAGACAAAUCUCGGGGUGGAUUGGUGAAAAGAGCGAG